AUGACCUUCCAUGCUUUGACUACAAUGGAUGAUUCGAACUCCAUUGCUAGAUCUGGCAAUGUUGGAGAUUCAAGACGCCCUUCUUUGUAUGAAAACGUCCCUGCUGCUCAACAUUUAUGCGUUCAAAGGGUAAAAGACUUUGUUCCAAAAAGAGAAUUCUCUGCAGAUUGCUUAUCUGCGUUUGGUACCAGUUUACAGAAAAUCUUACCUCCAACCCUCACUGGAAACCCUUUACAGAAGGAUUUCCCAUUACCUGAUAGUUUUAGUCAACCAUCUCUUGUGAAUAAAUCCCUUUUAGCCAAAUCUGACCUCUGCUACGGAUCCUGUUUAAAAGACAUUGUAGAAGGAUUUUUACCUGGACACUCGGGGUGGGCCCAAAUUGGUCGAUUUGGAGGUGUUAAUUUUACCUCGGGCAAACUCGGUACCUGGAGUGUCACUGGAACGAAUAAUAUUUGGUUUUCAUGGUGGUGGCUGGUGUGGUUUGAAAACCUGGAACACUUAGAAUUAGAAAUGACUAAGGAUGUGCGAACACCUCUAGAGCAAGAUGGGUUUUGGCAGUUGGCAUAUUGGUUCUUGACCAUCCCUUCUUUUGCCAUUUUAUUUGACCAUGUUAAAACCUUCAUCAGUGGAUUGGGUCAACUUACGGUUAUGCUCUACGUAGUUUACAAGACUUUAUCAACCACAAUGGUACAUAGGAAAGGUCUUUCUGGUUUAACACCAUCAAGUGCUAAUUCUGAGCUGUUUGUGGUUUUAGGAAUAGUCAAGCAUUUUAUAUCUCAUAGUUUAUGGCAUGCAACAAUGCAGGUGAAAGAAGAUAAAUAUGAAUGUAUUAGUCACGUUAUGAUAGGAGAAAAAAAAAAGAUUUUACCAUGCUAAUCCUGGAUUCAAAACUUCUAGCAUGAAUCAUUUUAAGUUGUUUUUUUUUUUUUAAAAAAUACUUUAUUGCUGGAAUGUAGCAAGAUCAUCUUUUUUCUCUCUCUCUCUCUCUUUUUUUUUUUUUUAUAUAUAUAUAUUGUUUUUAAUUUGACCAUUUUCACAAACCAAAUAUGGCCUGAAUAUUUAUAAUAAAGGGAAAAGUACGGGCUUCAUAUCAAAACAUAGAACAAGAUUGUUGUCUGCACUAA
Molecule: messenger RNA, 1124 nt
Organism: Pelobates cultripes (western spadefoot toad)
Lineage: Eukaryota; Metazoa; Chordata; Amphibia; Anura; Pelobatidae
Source: the annotation of a GenBank genome assembly